AUGACCAGCAUAGAAGGCGACACAGUAAUUGUGCCUCUGGAGGUUAACUUCAUGAUCAGUGUUAUCAUUAACAGCAUCACCUGUCCUUUCACAGUUCUGCUUAACGUGCUCGUAAUUAUAGCCGUCAAAAAAAGACGACGACUCCGAACUAACAGCAACAUCUUGCUGGCCUGUUUAGCGGUGACUGACGCAUUAACUGGUCUCUUUGGUCAACCGUCAUAUGUCCUUUGGAGGAUAUUCCUAAUAUUUGGCCUCGGUGGCAGUGAAAUACUUAAACAAUUUAACGUCAGUGUUAUGUCUACACUUUCAUCUGCUUCAAACCUUCAUCUGAUGUUGGUUACUUUCGAGAGGCUCAUAGCGAUCAAAUAUGCGAUGCACUAUUCAAACGUUGUAACUAAUAACAAACUGAAGAUAGCUGUGUUAGCAAUUUGGAUCAUUGGUUUCGUGUGCGGUACUUUAGUUGCGUUAAAAAUGUACCUGGCUAUGCUUUAUAUCGCAAGCCUCAUCACGAUUUCAUGUAUCGUGCUCGUUGCCUUCGCAUAUUUGAUUUUGUAUCAUGAAACCUGCCGUCAUCGAAGGAAGAUAAAAGCACAGCAACUGCCCCAAGAAGAAGUGGAAAGAUCUAUCAAAGAGAACAAAGCACUUAAGACAACAGUGUUUGUAGUUGGUGCUAUCAUUGUGAGCCUUCUUCCGCUUGGUUUCUGUCUCAUCGGUACAGCUAUAGACCUCUUUGAUACCUGCCCCAUUGAUGAACCAAUUUGGAAAACUUGCAGCAUGUUAAACUCGUUUGUUAAUCCAUUGAUCUACUGCUGGAGACAAAACGAAAUGAGAAAGUUCGUACUUAGAAUAAUGAAGUAGGGCAAUAUGACAGAAAAACUAGAAAAAAACCUGUUUAUGUAAACUUUAAACUCACUCGAUAAACAAACUCCUCAGUUAUUGCUCUAUAUCAUAAUCGUAUCAGUAACUUGUGACACGAAACCUCUGAAGGCUAAGAGUUUAUUUUCAAACUCAGUUCUGAAGUCUUAAAUUGAAGUUAUAGCUUAAAGUUACCAGGGAAGUCACGUUAUUUUCUUCGCAUUCCUAAGAGGUAUAUUUAAACAUCGCCUCAAUACCUGAGAGGCGGAAACCCCAUGUCAGCUGUACUUAUUUAUAUCAGGCAUUACCGCGAAAUUAUUAGCAAUAUAUCAAUAAAUAUAUCAGUUAAGGGGAAAGUUAUCUCAAGAGAUGAGUUCAAAAGGAGUUAAUGAUUCUCUUUUCAAUUUAUUAAUGAUACUUUUUAUGAACCCGAAAGCAGCCCUUGAACACGAUAGUAGCCCUUAAAAAAGAUAUUAAGUUCGCCUCUAAGAUCCGUAUUCUGAUAAUUUUUCCGAAAAAAAGGGCAAAUGAAAUCAGAAAUUGAAAUGAGAGAAAACAUAUGUUAAAUAAGACUUUGAAAAUCAGUUCAUCAGUCUCUCCAAGAUAUAGACAUCUCUUAUGCUUCGAGAAUUGCCAACUUCUGCACACAUAAAGUGAGGAUUAGGCAAUUUCCUGAAGCCAGAAAAUGCUGAUCAAUGGUAACUAGUAAAUUCCCUUUGAUGUGAUUCAAACAAACGAAACAGCGGAAUAAAAAAGGGAGAAUCCUCAUGCAAUGCAAACCCAGAACUGCAGAGAGUAAACUAAAUAAAUUCCACUCCUGGAGUGAAUAUUAGCUUCUCUUCAACUACGCUUUAAAAAUCAGAUUGUGUAUGCAAACUUUCAAAUCAAACUUUCCUGAACAUAGCACGAAAUAUAUACAAUUGUAGUUAAAGAGAAUUUCGUUGACUGAGUGCAAGGACACGGGUCAGCAGAGUGUACAUGAAUAAUCAUCGAGGCUUUCCACCUCUCCUCCUUAUUUCUCUCUUUCACAUGAUGGCUGGAUGCACGACUUGGGUUCUUAUUCUAAAUACAAGCUUCCUCGUUUCUUUUUGUCUCCAGCAUUAAAACAGUGGAUCAAAAAGCAGUUUAACAUAGCAAAUGUUUGCGUCAGUACUUCGUUGAUAGGAAAAAUAUUAGAAAGGCCUGUAGUUAAAACGACCAGAAAGAAGCCAAGUGGGAGUAGGCAGACAAAAAAAAAACACCAACUACAAACACAGUUGCCUUAAGCGACUUGUUCUCUUCGGUUAAUAUUUCCAUUUCCUCUUAGGGAAGUUGCUCCACUGUUAUAUUCCUUUGGUGUCGACGCGUUUCAUGAUACAAAAUCAGAAUAGUGAAGACAACGAAAACGACACAUGAAACAGUGGCAAGGCCUGCCAUCUAUGGAAGCAGUACUAAAUGCACUAAAACACGCUGUAAACCCGGCACAAGAGGGCAAUGAUCCAAACUACAAAAAGUGCUAUCUUCAUGUUAUUAUUAGUUACACGUCCUAGUGGCAUAAAGUCAAUUUGAUCGCCAUGAGACUCUCGAAAGCAACCAAAAUCAAAUAAAGGGAUGAAGCCAUAAUUAAUACUGCAAUAAAAGUACAAUGGACAUUUUCAACUAUGACACUGCUUCUGAGAUCAAAUAAUAGGAACAGUCUCCACAGUAUGUACGAUGGCUGGUCAAGGAAACAGGCCAGCAAAGGGGUGGCUGUUGGUUGAGGGUCGUGGUCUUCUCUUUACGGCCAUUAUCAUCAGUACGUUGAGUAGAGCUGUAAAGGGACAACUGACAGUGUAGAUUAUGGUAACAAUGACAUAAUUCACCAGAACAGGAUUAUUUACUAUGUUGCCCUCUGUACUGGUUAUGUUUGAAGCGUUUGUUAACCUCGCCUAAGAGAAGUUUGCCGUGUCGAGUGGGAAGCUUAUUACAAGUCAAUGAGAUCCCAUUGAUUUUUAUCUAAUAUUUACUACUGAUUUUGACUUUGAUCAACCGCUAAAAUAAAAGUGCUUAUAUUUUAAAACGAAGGGAGAAAAAGGCAGAGGAAAUCUGUUUAUUAAACAGUAAGCAGUUUCAGCAUCAAAUUAGAAUGACCUCUUGGCCCAUAUUUUAUAUAAUUAUAACAGUUUAUUAAACUCUCUUGCAGUAACUUACUGAAUUAACGAGUUAUAAUGCAAUGAAAAGUUAACAAAAUCAACUAUGUACAUUUCUGUGUAUAUUAAGUAUCAAUUAUGUGCACCACACCAGAACAUGCAUCACAUUUGAUAAAAAUAAUUAAAAGUGAAAAGGUCUUCGGUGCGCUUCGUUCUACAAGUAGUAACGUUUUUGUAAAAGUACAGCUGGCCUGAUUUGUGCCUGAGGGUGUAGGGACAGAUAUCGUCUAGGCGUGUUGGUAGAACAGGAUGAAGAUGGUGGUUUAAGUUCUUCAUCGAACUCACGAUAGAGAAUCUCUGAGUUCAUAUAGAAGAGUCCGUCAUCAAGUUGCUCAAAAAAAAAACAAAAAUUUGAAGAAUCGAUAUAUGAGAUUGAGUUAUCCUCAUUAUGCUUUAAAUUCACCCUAACCAAUCAAAUUAACGUAUCAAUUGAAGAAAUGGUAAUUACUACAAUUUAUGCAGGAGAAAUUCUCAAGUUGAUCAGAGUAUUCAAAAAAUUCUUAAAUCCAAACAUAUUGAUCCAUAAGGUUCAAUUGAUCUCUAUAAGGAAUCCAACUCAGCAAAUUACGUUUCUGUGCUUUUCUUUUAAAAACUCUAAAGAUGGUAAGCAACGAAGGUGACAGAGUAAAUGUUCCACAAGAGGUUAGUUACUUUAUCACUAUUAUCAUUGACAGCAACACUUGCCCAUUCACAGUUCUUCUUAAGGUGCUGGUGAUAAUGGCCGUGAAAACAAGACCAACAAAUACAUCUUGCUGGCCGGUUUAGUGGUGCCUGACACAUUAACUGGUCUUCGUGGCCAGCCAUCAUACAUCCUUUUGGGGAUAUUCCAACUGUUAGGUCUCAGUACCAGUGAAACAGCUGAAAAUUUGCAUUUCAAUUUCAUGAAUUUCAUUUCUCUACUUUGGACGCUUAUGCCUUCAUCCAAUGUUGGUUACUUUUGAGAGGUUUAUCGCCAUCAAAAUUACGUCGCACUACCCAAACAGUGCAUGUCACUGAUAAGAAAAUAACGAUAGCACUGAUUGCAGUUUGGAUCAUUGCCUUCGUGUGUAGAAUGUUUGAGGCCUUAGAGAUGUAUCUAAUAUUUUAUUCUAAAGCAAGCCUUGUCGCUAUUUUGUGAAUCGUUUUCGUUGCCAUCGCAUAUGUGAUUUGAUAUCAUUAAACGUGUCGACAUCAAAGGAGGAUAAAAGUACAACAACUGCCCCAAGAGGAGGUGGAAAGAUUUACCAAAGAAGACGAGGCGAUUAUGACAACUUUGUUUGCAGUUGGUGCUGUUAUUGUCGGCCUUCCUCAAGUUUCUUUGUGUCUCAUCAUUUUAGCUACAGGCCAUUGUAGCUUUUGCCCCAUCAACGGACCAAUGUGGCAAUUCUUUGCCAUGCCACCCACACACACAACCCCGAAUUCCUCCAAUAGCUCUGACAAAGGGCUAACGCCCAAAAAGUCAGCUUUUGAACUCUUUUCGGUGGCUAACUCAGUUGAUAAUACUAAAUUAGCAUGCUAAACUCGUAUGUAAAUCCAUUGAUCUACCGCUGGAGGCAAAAAGAAAGGAGAAAGCACGUUCUUACACCUUGUACAGGAAGAACCCAGCUCGUGCAUCCAGCCAUCCAGCAAAGAAGGAGAAUAUGGCAGAAAGACUGAAAAAAAAGGUCCUUGUCGUUGGUUUAUGUGACAAUAUAUUUUUUGUUAGGAGUGUUGAUUCGUAUAUUGCGCGCAAAAUCUGAUUCUUAAAAGGACUAUUUGAACCCACGGAAAAAAAUCUUUGCAAGAAGGGUACAUCUGUAGUAAUAAGCCUCAGCCUAUUUUUUCUUUAGCAAAAAGAGCUACAGAGUAAUGAUUGCAAUUGAGUUUUUCUUAUAUUUGUUUAAGAUACGUAGAAAUGUUUCGUUCUUGUCUCAUGGUCGACAUAGGAAUUAGGUAAUUGAAUUGAAAUCUCCUUAUGAUUUCAUCAAACAUAUAAAGUACUGACAAUGCUGGGAACUUGUAUUGACAUCAUCAUACUCCCGUCAAUAUUUAACGUUGUUCAAUUAUGUUCUUCGGGGCUGUAACUAAACUUAUCCAAUUUCAAAUUGACUUGGGGAGUUACCCUCCUUUAGUCGAUGCACGACCUGGUUCUCAUUCUCGAUACUAACUUCCUAAGCGCCCUAUUUUCUUUGGUUCAUCUUUUCUAUUUCUUUUUAAUCGGUUCCUGUGCUUUUAUCUUCCUUUGUUGCUGUUAUGCGAAGUCGUCCACUGAACAAGAAUAACUGGUUGUAGAUGCUAAAAGUGUCAUCAACCAAAUUCACUGGGAACUUUUCGGCUCCUUUCAAAUCUUGCACACGCUUUGAGUUUAGUCAAUCGCUGAGAAAAAGUAACGCUGUGAUGUAAAAUGCCGUAAUAAUUCUGGCCAUGCAUGCUUGAAAUGGCACCUUGUGCUAAGGGGCAGGUGAUAACAAAGUUAUCUCGACAUGAAGAGUUACUAGAUCUGAUAAUUAUGCGAUCAUGACUGACACUAUAUUUCUUCUCUAUAUAUAAUAAUGUGUUUAAAGAGACAGAUGAGAACUUCCUGAUGUGUUUUCAAUCUUUGAAAUAAUAAUAAUAAAAACAAAAACAAAAACAAAAACCUCUAACAGGCUCAGCAAAAGGUAGUGUAUCAAUGUUUUGAUGCAAUAUUAACCGUCCUCAACCGCGCUCUACAUAUUUUCUUUUUUUUUUUUUUUAACCUCCUAUCCUGUAUUAUGGAAAAAACAUGCAAAGUAUAAAACUGUGACAUCGAAGAAGAGACGGGUGUCGAAUAAAUUGGUAUUUUUUGAUGAAAAUCUUCGUGGACGAACCUAAAGAGGAAUAAUAUUCUUGACAAUAAAAACCUAAAUGCAAAUAACUGACUUUAAAUUAAGCCCAUAAAACCAAAGUAAGAUGUCAAAUAAACUAACAGCUAAUACUUUUCUUCUAAUAUAGUUUUUUAAUUAGGAUAAGAAGCCAUGUAACUAUAAAUAUCUAUAUGGUUGUGUAGGGCGAAUCAAUUUCCUAAAUAACAAGGUAUAUGAAGAAACGAGUAGGCUACUAUAACUUACAGAGACCACUUCAAUGGGCUGAAACCAUUUUUGAACUAGUGAUUAAUAAAAAGUCGGCAGUGAUUUUAAUUAUUUUGGAUUAAGAAUGAUAUCUGGGCCGAGCUUGAAGGAGAUUCAUUUGAUAAGGCGGCGAAGAAAGUUCCCACGUAAGCUUCUUUUGUGGUGUUGUCCUUAAGCUACUUACUAUUCAAAGCUUAGCUUUUCGCUGCCUUCUCCCUUCUCGUGCAAGAAUAAUAAUAAUAAUCUGUUGAAAACAUUAAUUUUAGCGAUAGAUCAGAUACAAAACAGCAAUAGAAGUCAUGAGUUCAUCUCACAGACUUAGUAGACUUACAAUAAUCUACCAACUCGACAUGGUGAAUUUUUCAAAGCUUAGCUUUUGGCUGCCUUUUCCCUUUUAGCGCAAGAAUGAUAAUCUGUUGGAAACAUUUGCACAUUUAUUUUAGCGAUAGAUCAGAUACAAAACAGCAAUAGAAGUCAAGAGUUCAUCCCAAAGACUCAGUUGACUUACAAUAAUCUACCAACUCGACAUGGUGAAUUUUUCUUUGGCUAGUUUUUAGAAACGCUUUCAGACUGAUAAAAAAUUUCUUAUGCCCCAUUUUAUAUUUACAUAUGUAUCCGCUAACGUUCUGAUAAUUUUCCUAAACAGAAUCAAUAUUUUGAAUAAUCAAAAAUAAAAAAAUCAGAAUUAGGAGUUUAUAGGAGAGCCUCAUAAAUUGUUGAAUGCCUAAUCAGUAGUGUUGUUAGCUUCAUAAAGAGUUUCAUUUAUCAUAGGGAAAGUACAUCGUAAAGCAUUUGCGCUAUUGAACAAAUCUCUCGAGAUAAUUUCCCCCUUCAAUAUUACCACGAUAACGUAAUUAAAAUAUUGCUGAUAGCAUUUUCGAAAGUGUAUGAUUGUUUAUCAGAUAUGCAUACCAUCAAUUGUAAUACGGCAGACAUGGGAGAUCCGUGCGUCAGGUUUUGUGACGAAUUGAACUACAUUCGAUUUUGGUUGGGUUGAUAUGUCAUGAAACUCUCUCAUUAAUGUUAGUUUUAUAGCCAUUCCCAACAGAUGUUGGAGUUCCAAACGCCAUGAAUGUAACACAUUGCUUAAAAAACUUAAAACUGAAUUAAUCAUACAAUUAGAAAUUGAAAUACGUGAGAAAAUAUCAAGUUAAACCACAUGCACACUAAAAUGGAGCUAGUGGAUAAAAGCCUCCCAAAAACAUCUAAAAUCCAGCGAAAUGAUACAAACUGUGCGGUUGGUAUCAAUAACGUAUCCAACUCAACACAUCAAACUUCUUCGAGUUUCAUUUGCGAACGCUAUAACGAUGACCAGCAUAGAUGGCGACACAGUAAUAUUCCCACCGAAUGUUAAUUGCAUUAUCAGUAUUAGCAUUAACAGUAUCGCCUGUCCUUUCACAGUUCUGCUUAACGUGCUGGUAAUUAUAGUCGUCAAAAAGAGACCACGACUCCGAACUAACAACAAAAUCUUACUGGCCUGUUUAGUGGUGACUGACGCAUUAACUGGUCUCUUUGGCCAACCGUUAUAUGUGUUGUGGAGCUAA
Molecule: messenger RNA, 7614 nt
Organism: Pocillopora meandrina
Lineage: Eukaryota; Metazoa; Cnidaria; Anthozoa; Scleractinia; Pocilloporidae
Source: the annotation of a GenBank genome assembly